CCAUUGUGUCGCGCAGAUUGCUGUGGCAGAGUUGAAGCUGAUCUGAUGGCAGCGGUGUUCGAGCGCGCAGCGGCGGAGCUCAAGGCGGCUAAUGUAGCCGUGAGCGACACGCACAAGCUGCAGCUGUAUGGACUGUUCAAGCAGGCGACAGUAGGUGACUGCAGCGUGGCAGCUCCUAGCGCCUUCCGUCCAGUAGAGCGCGCAAAAUGGUCUGCACGAAAUAGUCUGUUCUUUUAGAGCUAGUUCACAGCUUUUUAACUCAUGCGUGUCAUGGGUUUAGGGAGAGCUGGCGCAAGUUGAAAGGCACAUCGCUCCAGGACGCCAAGCACCGGUACGUGCAGCUGGUUAAGACGCUGCUACCAAGUUUCCAAGCUGCAGUUGAAGAGCAGAAGGUUGUGGAGCCUCCAACUAAGGCUACACCCAGUACACGACCCAGACAAGAGGCUCCUGGACGCAGCUCGCAGCUGAUGCAGCUGCUGCUGUAUCUGGCGACCGGAGCCGCGCUCUUAGUCGCCAUCAAGGUGGCACAGCCCUGGAUAUACGUCACGGCCGACGAGGAGCUGAUGCAGAAGCUCUCACCACUACUGUGGUUCGCCCUGGGUUACCUUAUCGUUAUCGUGUUGAGGUCUAAGAGCUUUCCGUGGCCAGAUAGACUGCAGGUCUCUUCUGUUGCGUCUACUGCACGCUUUCGAGGUAGCAGACGCCGCCGUCGGGCACCAGUGGAGUUGGAUGUAUUUCUUCGCAAGCAUGGCGUCCAGGUCGUACGUCAGCCAGAGGAGGGAUAUAGUGUGCCGCGCUUGAUGCUGGGGCUGCCAGAGGAUCAGGACGCGUUCCAGUUUGGCGACCAUAACGCCACGAUUCCGUACACUGUAGAACAGACUGCAGACGUGUACUACCGUAAAUUCAAAGAGCCCUUACCAGACCCGGCCAGUCGCCUGUUGCACUCGAUUGAAGUGAUCGAGGAACGGCAUCUGGAUGAAUACUGCGCCGUCUUUAAACGCCGACUGCUGCGAUUCCGGAACGAGGCCCCUUCUCUAAUCAAGCGGUUUGCCAGCUCUGACUUCGUCGAGUACUUCGAAGACUCGCUGCUCGACAAGCAGAACCGCCUAUUCUAUGUAUACGUCAAGAACGAGUCUUUCCAGUCGCUGGGUGUGCUGGAAGACUUCUCUGUGUACAAAGCUGACGCAAACAAGUCGCACUGGACACAUCUCCACCAAUUCUGCCGUGUGCAUAUCACCAGUUCCUCCUUGUCGUUUUUCCGAUCGCAGAUCGAGUCGUUUAUUUCAAACUUCUAUUGCAAGAACGCCCCCGACGCCAGAAGCUAUCACCUCCAACGCAUUACAGAGGAGUUCGGCCCACCUACCGAGUAAAGGUAGCAUGUACGAGUUACUUCACUUGAAAAUGUACUCGUGCCUCAAUUUGUUCCUUUGACGGUUUCCAAACUUUCGUGAGGGGACACCAUUUGUGCUGCUAAU
Messenger RNA from Phytophthora nicotianae INRA-310, 1475 nucleotides. RefSeq lists its product as hypothetical. The record is from RefSeq and is a predicted model, not a curated record. The coding region runs from base 468 to 1370 and encodes 300 amino acids. Gene Ontology annotation, cellular component: mitochondrial intermembrane space. Gene Ontology annotation, molecular function: fatty-acyl-CoA binding; phosphatidic acid transfer activity. Gene Ontology annotation, biological process: fatty acid metabolic process; phospholipid transport. The transcript is spliced from 7 exons. NCBI's taxonomy places the organism in Eukaryota, Oomycota, Peronosporomycetes, Peronosporales, Peronosporaceae.